Sphenostylis stenocarpa is the source of this 459-nucleotide messenger RNA. NCBI's taxonomy places the organism in Eukaryota, Viridiplantae, Streptophyta, Magnoliopsida, Fabales, Fabaceae. The record is from the annotation of a GenBank genome assembly.
AUGGCACCUGAGUAUGCAAAUUAUGGACAUUUCUCAGUGAAAUCAGAUGUUUUUAGCUUUGGUGUACUAGUUCUUGAGAUAGUGUCUGGACUCAAAAAUAGUGAUAUCCGUGACGGCGAUUAUGCAGAACAUCUAAUAAGCUUUGCAUGGAGGAACUGGAGAGAAGGGACAGCCUUUAAUAUUGUAGAUCAAACACUGCACAAUAAUUCAAGAGACGAAAUAAUGAGAUGCAUCCAUAUUGGAUUACUGUGUGUUCAAGAAAACGUAACCAGCAGACCAACUAUGGCAACAGUUGUAAUCAUGUUUAACAGUAACUCUUUCACUCUUCCAUUACCCUCACAACCUGCAUAUUCUCUGAAUGCCAGAGAUCCACCGGAUACAAGCUCAGAUGAGUCAAGGAUUAACUCCAUGCAAGCAUCAGCAAAUGAGGCUUCCAUUAGCGAGUUAGAUCCUCGCUAG